Messenger RNA from Pyricularia oryzae 70-15, 1552 nucleotides. RefSeq names its product nicotinate-nucleotide diphosphorylase. The transcript is spliced from 2 exons. The record is from RefSeq and is a predicted model, not a curated record. Gene Ontology annotation, cellular component: cytoplasm. NCBI's taxonomy places the organism in Eukaryota, Fungi, Ascomycota, Sordariomycetes, Magnaporthales, Pyriculariaceae. Gene Ontology annotation, biological process: NAD+ biosynthetic process; quinolinate catabolic process. The coding region runs from base 272 to 1177 and encodes 301 amino acids. Gene Ontology annotation, molecular function: nicotinate-nucleotide diphosphorylase (carboxylating) activity.
GUACGGUUGACCACGGGGGCAGCCCCUCAUUAUUAACUCUUUACAUCAUUGGAUGACUUGCUUCCUUUUAACCACCAGAGUUAGCUUCGUCGAUGCACCAAGAGAAAACCAUAUUGCAUACAUUGACCUGCAGAACCAAUCAUUGAGUAGCAUUUUGUUCCGAUCAGAAACCGGCCCGUUGUUGUUUUAUAUUUCCGUUUUACAGCAAGUUGCUUCUUAGUUUCCUCUUUAGUAUAUUUUAAUCACAUCUCACAACCACCAAACACCCACCAUGGCAGCCACCGACCAGCUCACCCUGAAGGGCGACCCGGCGCACCUGCUCCCCCCGUCAUGGAAGACGCAAAUCACAGGCUGGCUGGCCGAGGACACGCCGUCGUUCGACUACGGCGGCUUCGUGGUGGGCGAGGGGCAGCGCACGGCCACGCUGCUGUGCAAGAGCCCGGGGGUGCUGGCCGGCCGGCCCUUUUUCGACGAGGUCUUUGCGCAGUGCGGCUGCACGGUCGAGUGGGGCUUUCCCGAGGGCUCCAGCCUGGACCCGGGCGCGGCAUCCGGCAAGGUCAAGGUGGCGGUGGUGCGGGGCCCCGUGCGCGGCAUCCUGCUCGGCGAGCGCGUGGCGCUCAACAUCCUGGCCCGGUGCUCGGGCGUCGCGACCGUGUCGCACAGGCUCGUCUCGGCCAUGCGCGACGCCGGCUUCCAGGGCCGCGUCGCCGGCACCCGCAAGACCACCCCCGGCUUCCGGCUGGUGGAGAAGUACGGCAUGCUGGUGGGCGGCGCCGACGCGCACCGCAUGGACCUGAGCAGCAUGGUCAUGCUCAAGGACAACCACGUCUGGUCGCGCGGGAGCAUCAGGGACGCCGUCGGCGUCGCCAAGGCCGCCGCGGGCUUCAGCGUCAAGGUCGAGGUCGAGGUGCAGAGCGAGGCCGAGGCCGACGAGGCCAUCGAUGCGGGCGCCGACGUGGUCAUGCUGGAUAACUUCACCCCCGCUCAGGUCAAGACCUCGGCGGCUAGCAUCAAGCAGCGCUGGGCGGGAAAGAGGCAUUUCCUGCUGGAGAUUUCCGGUGGUUUGACCAUCAACAAUGUGGAGCCAUAUGUUUGCAAUGAUAUCGACAUCAUAUCUACAAGCUCCAUACACCAGGGUGUUCCUCAUGUGGACUUUUCGCUCAAGCUCGAUCAUUAGCGGCAAUUGUCAGUCGACUUGGGGGUAAGGGGUCGCAGGCAACAAGAAGCAGAAAAGAAACAAAGCCUGGGAGAAGCCAGAAAUAAAUAUUGUAUUUGUCUGUAUCCGGUGCUCGAGUAUAUCGUCCACCCACUGAAAUAUAUAUCCUGCUAGUCUAGUCUAGUUCAAGGACUGAGUGUUUGUCUUUAAUCCUUGUAACUUGAAGGAAUCGAGUAUUUGCGGUCGAGUUGAUAUAUACAUAUAUGCCAGGAACAACCACCCUCAGGUGAGACCAUCGAGGACUUGGAUCUAUGAAAAGGGCAGUGCCUAAGCAUAAUUGCAUAUAGAAGCCGGGCAGAGAAUGAAAUAAAUAUCUUACAUUGUACUACAAAUACA